Brachypodium distachyon (stiff brome) is the source of this 1514-nucleotide messenger RNA. Its product is annotated as KRR1 small subunit processome component homolog. The record is from RefSeq and is a predicted model, not a curated record. NCBI's taxonomy places the organism in Eukaryota, Viridiplantae, Streptophyta, Magnoliopsida, Poales, Poaceae. The transcript is spliced from 12 exons. Bases 149 to 1330 code for a protein of 393 amino acids. Gene Ontology annotation, molecular function: RNA binding. Gene Ontology annotation, cellular component: small-subunit processome; nucleolus.
AUCCGAAAGGCCAAGAGGCAAAACCCCCUCGGCCCAAACCCUUGUUCCCCUCUUUCCUCAGCCCCCGCCUCUCCCCUCCCGUCGGCGGCAACUCCACUAACCCUAAUUCGCAACCUAGAGUUCCAAUCUCCUCGUCCCUCUGGCCAUCAUGGCUUCGGAGGACGAAGCGAAUGCAGCGGCGGCGGCGGAGGGAGAGGCUUCGGAGGGGAAGAAUUGGCGUCGGAAGGGGAAACACGACAAGGACAAGCCGUGGGACAAUGAUCCCACCAUCGACCGCUGGAAGGUGGAGAGGUUCGACCCGUCCUGGAACGAAGGCGGCAUGCUGGAAGUCACCUCCUUCUCCACCCUCUUCCCCCAAUACCGAGAGAAGUAUCUGCAGGAGGCAUGGCCGACUGUGAAGGGCGCACUGAAGGAGUUUGGGAUCACUUGCGAGCUCAAUUUGGUGGAGGGAUCCAUGACGGUUUCAACCACAAGGAAGACUCGGGAUCCCUACAUUAUUGUUAAGGCCAGGGACCUGAUAAAACUCUUGUCGCGUAGUGUCCCGGCACCUCAGGCAAUUAAAGUACUCAACGAUGAGAUGAACUGUGAUAUUGUCAAGAUUGGUAGCAUCAUAAGGAACAAGGAAAGAUUCGUCAAAAGGAGAGAACGCCUAUUAGGUCCUAAUUUGUCUACCCUUAAGGCUAUAGAGAUUUUGACUGGCUGCUAUAUCUUAGUUCAGGGAAAUACUGUUGCUGCCAUGGGUUCCUUUAAGGGACUGAAACAAGUCCGGAGGAUCGUCGAGGAUUGCAUAAAGAACAUAAAACAUCCAGUAUACCACAUUAAGGAACUCCUAAUCAAACGUGAGCUGGCGAAAAAUCCUGCCCUGGCCACUGAAAGCUGGGACAGGUUUCUCCCGAACUUUAAGAAAAAGAAUGUCAAGCAAAAGAAGCCGAAUACUAAGGAGAAGAAACCAUACACACCCUUUCCGCCUCCUCAACAGCCUAGCAAGAUUGAUCUUGAACUGGAGAGUGGCGAGUAUUUCAUGAGUGACAAGAAGAAGUCAGCAAAGAAAUGGCAAGAGAAGCUGGAUAAGCAAUCAGAGAAAAUGGAAGAAAAGAAAAGAAAGAGAGAAGCCGCAUUUGUUCCACCGAAGGAGAACUCUGCAGGUCCAUCUGAAUCUGCCAAGCCUACCCAUGCCAAAAAUGAGAUUGCCGAUAUUACGAAAUCCUUAAAGAACAAGGCAAAGAAAUUCCGAAAUAGUGAAGCACAGGAAAAUGUUAAAGUUGACUCAUAUAUUGCUACCAAUGAAGAACCACAGACCAAAAAGAAGCGCAAAUCGUCUUCCAAGUAGCCUCAACCUGAAUGACCAUGCCAGGGACUUGGAUGGUAAUUUUAUUUUUUAAUGAUAUAUCCAUUGCCACUUUGUUGUUGUAUACUGUGCUAGUAUGUCAUUCUGUGGUUGAUACGGAACUACAAAAAGAAAUGAUGUGGGGACUUCUAUUUUUGUGAUAGCUCCAAAUCGAUCUGAGUUUGCA